This is a messenger RNA of Mollisia scopiformis, 2013 nucleotides long. Its product is annotated as SET domain-containing protein. Gene Ontology annotation, molecular function: protein binding. NCBI's taxonomy places the organism in Eukaryota, Fungi, Ascomycota, Leotiomycetes, Helotiales, Mollisiaceae. The annotation marks the transcript as partial. The transcript has a single exon. The record is from RefSeq and is a predicted model, not a curated record.
CUUGCAACAAUGUCUCAACCCAACACCAUUUACCUCACUACAGAGGAGGACGAACGGAUGCGAAAAACGCUCAAAGGCAGACUGACAAAAUGCCAAGAAGUUUCUGGCCAGCCAAGAGUGCCUGGCGACCCCAAUACGCGGCAGAAUCAAGUAGCAAUGGCAUCUCUGCUGUCGGACUUUGCUGCCCCUCCUGAGCCUGGAUUGAAAGCGGGGAAAGGUCGACCAGACGCGAUUGUCGCUUUUGCUGUCGGUAAUCCAUAUCCGCCAUGCACUGUCUCGGUCCAAGAUCUGAAGCCUAUGAAUCUUUCUGAUCUUCGCAUGGAGACGCAUCAUCGUGGUCAUGUGCUCACUGUUCGUCGUGUGGCUCCCGUGGUGAAGCUUGUGGCUUCCUCUUGGACAGUGGUUGAAGAAGAAUCAUCCGGAGAGACGGAGCGACUCGAAAUUUCGUUGCACAAGUCAAAUCAUGGGCAAGAGAUCCUGGAUUUGGGGUCUUUAUUCCAGAUCAAGGAACCAUAUUUCACUCUUAACGAUGAAGGAGGGCCGACAAUCCGAAUCGAUCACCCGUCAGAUCUUUUUUGUACAGAUACACUUCCUACAGGUAGUUCGGGAUCUUCUCCCGAGGGACAUGGCGAGUCCGGAUAUUCUGAGAGUGGGCAAAAGACAGCUAGGGACUUCAAAGAAGAAGGAAAUGCUGCUCUCAAAGAAAAGGCUCUGCUUCUAGCACAUACGAAAUACACCCACGGACUACAAUUGCUCACGACGGAAGGUUCAGCAAAAGAAGAGUUAGCAUACGAUCUCUUCCGAAAUCGUGCCCAUGUUAACCUUGCCCUCAAUCGCCUCGACGAAGCGAAAACAGACGGACUCGCAGCUGUCACCGGCCUAGAAGACCAGAAAUACAAAGAGCUCGACAGCAAAGCGUACUUUCGCGCUGGCUGCGCAGCGUACAACCUUGGCGAAUUCGACGAAGCCAAGCAUUUCUUCGAGGAACAGCAGAGGCUUAUGCCUUCUCACAAAGAUGCUGCAGUCCAUAUUCGGAAGACUGAAGUACGUCUCAAAGAGAAAACCAUUGGCGUGUACGAUUUCAAGAAAAUCAAAGCAGGUCUGUUAACAAAUCGGCUAAGAGUUGACGUCACAACCUUUUCCGGCAACGUCGAAAUCAAAGAAAGUCCUGGACAUGGCCGUGGUCUUUUCCCGACUUGUGCCAUUAAAUCUGGUGAAAUUGUCUUGGCUGAGAAAGCUUUCUGCGUCAUAUGGGGCCAUGAAGACGAAGCAUUGACAGCAAUGACCUACGAUAACCGCGACGACAGAAUCAGAGUUUGUCCAGUUGGGCUCUGUAAAGCUAUUGUGCAGAAGCUUUCAGACAACCCUUCGCAAGUUGAGAAAGUCAUGGCUCUCUUUAGCGACUACAAGGGUCUUGACAAGCAGCUCAUUGUGAAGGACUCCAAGCCAGUCAUUGAUACCUUCCAAAUCCAUGAUAUUGUUGCACGGAAUGCUUUUGGUCCGGAUUCGGUGUACUCCAGUGGUAGGAAUCAAGAAGACGCGGACGGAACAACUGCCAGCGCUGGUCUUUGGGUCUUGGCCGCGUAUAUCAAUCAUUCGUGUAUCCACAACGCGAAAAAGGAGUCCAUGGGUGAUUUUAUGGUUCUACGUGCUACUCGAGCAAUUGCUGCUGGGGAAGAAAUAACACACAGCUACGAUUCAUCCAGCGAUUACGACGCCAGAAGUGCAGAAUUGAUGAAAACAUGGGGUUUCACAUGUGACUGCGCCCUUUGCACUGCUGAGAAGAACGAUAGUCCAGCUGUAAGGAAAAAGCGUCGAGAGUUGGAAAACGACGCGAAUUUGCUGGUUGAAAGGAACGCACCGGUUGGCGCAAAGACACUCUCCAUUGUGAAGGCACGGCGUCUUGUUAAGUUGAUCAAUGAUACAUACGACGUGGAGAGAUACAAAGGAUUACCUCGCCUGGCACUAUCAAGGAUUCAGAAAUGGCUCAACGAAGCUAGUAACAAUCGAUAG